Messenger RNA from Chaetomium globosum CBS 148.51, 1929 nucleotides. RefSeq lists its product as uncharacterized. Bases 1 to 1929 code for a protein of 642 amino acids. The record is from RefSeq and is a predicted model, not a curated record. The transcript is spliced from 2 exons. Gene Ontology annotation, cellular component: microtubule organizing center. NCBI's taxonomy places the organism in Eukaryota, Fungi, Ascomycota, Sordariomycetes, Sordariales, Chaetomiaceae.
AUGGUUUGGCGGCCAGUCGCCCGUUUCAUUUUGCCCAUGGCGGGGAUGGAUGGUGGCCAACAAGAAGAGGUUCACAGAAUCGUUGGUGGGGAGGGGCCGUAUGGAAACUUGGGCGAUGAUGACGACCAUCCCAAAUCUUCACCCGUCUAUUCCAUGUCGCCCCUUUUACUCGAAAGGCUGCAACGAUCACGCCGCAUCGAAAACGGCAGGGUCUCCUCUCAGUCGAGCACCGACAUGCUCUCUUCCUCGGCCGGCUCCAGACAUGUGCGGAGCCCUUCCCCCACCAGUAGCCACCACCGGCCUGGGUCGAGUGGAGGUGUCGAUCCCACAAAGGCAAAGAAGGGUAUGGGCGUCAAGGAGAUGGAGCAAACUGUAUCCACGUUACACAAGCAGAAUUUCGACCUCAAGCUUGAACUUUACCACCGGAGAGAGAGACAAACAGCGUUGGAAGAGCGCCUGGAUGCCCUGGAACGGGAAGCAAAGGACCGGGAUGACCUCAAUGACUCGCUGGUGCAAGAGCUGGAGAAACGCGACAAGGCUGUCGAGGAGGCGAUAGGGAUGAUCCUCAUGUUGGAGAAACGUGUCGAGCAGCUCCUUAUGGAGAGGAACAUGGUGCGCCAGGUCGAGGCCGAAGCGCCCGCGUACCCUCGUGUCGAGUCGCCUGCCGUCACUCCAUCGUCCAAGAACCCGCGGCUCGGUCCCUCAUCGUAUGCCGACGCCAAGACACCCGUUCGCAUGCCGAGUUUCGUUUCUGACCGGAGCGAAACUACUGAGAACCUUAGGAGUGUGUAUCUCGGCAAUCUUGCCGGGGACAGCGCCCUGACUUUGCCCCGCCUAGCCGACGAUACACCUGACACGGCACGUAUCGACCCUAGACUAGCUAGCCCCGCGCUAAGUGAGCUCAGUGAAAGUUCGUUCAUAAGCAUCUACGGUCGCAGCCGGCCUGUAAACCAUUCUUCACCGCCCGGCAAUAGUCCUUGGCAAGGGGACAGGUUAUCCAAAACCCCCAUCCCAGCCCUUGAUUCCCCGACCAGGGCGAGGACUUCGACACCAUCGAGACAGCAGCGGCCGAGUAGCUCACGCGCCACUAGCGGGCAGUUCCACAACAUUGGCGACGUCUUGGAAGUCGCACCAUCGCCUCAUCAUCAGCUGGGAAAGACCAAGCUCGCGCGCGCGACCGUGGGUGAUUCGCCGAGGCCGCCGACCGCGAGCAACCAAGCAUCACCUUUUGCCCGACCACCUCUUCCUAAUGGCCAGCCACGAACGAAACAAGAGAAACGAGAGGCUCUUGAGCGAGUGUACACCCAGGGCCAAUUCAGCAGUCACCCGCAAGCACUGCCCCCGACGCCGGACACACUUUCUACCACCACGCUUUCUCGGAACGAGACACCGCCAAAGGACCAGAGUCCCGAAAAUGAGCGGGGGUUCUUGUGCCUAGCCGAAGCGAACACGUCGAGAACAUCCGGUCACGACGAACAAAAAUCGCCGUCGCGGGGAGCUGAGCGCGCAUCCUCCGCGGCAUUUGACAGUCGAAGACACCUCCAUGUCACCGGCGGCUCCCCUCACGCCGCCUUGGCCACGCCUGAAACUCGCACGCCACGCCCAGCGGCUGAAUUGUCCAACCCCCGUACCCGCGAUGGCAGUAGCUGGGGCGCCGAGGCGCCGAGGUACAGACCUGGACAUCGCAGGGACUCGACGAACUCCAGUGUGGAUACCUGGCUGCGCGAGAGCUUAAAGCCAGAGAGCAUGGAUGCGUUGGACCCGACGAGCUCAAUAUCGCAGGCCCACGCCAGCACGAAGCAGGGCCGCGCCUCACCAGAUUUGUUUUUCUUUCCCUGCCUCCGCCACUGGCUGGGCGACGCAAGCGAUGUUUGGUGCCCGAGGUGGGAAAUGGGCACAAAGGCUCGAGCAGCAAGCAAGCGCCGAUAA